UACGAAAUGUAUAUUAUGUGUGAAUGUAUAUAUGUAUAUAUGUAUGUACGCACAAUAUAUGUAUACAUAUGAGUAAGUAAGUGAGCUUGUGUGCGCUACUGAGGCAAUCAAGUAGAGCUUUAAUGCAAACAAGGGAACCAGAAGAAUAGCAACAAUGAAAAAAAACCAAAAGUGUUGAGGCAAACAAGUGAAACAUGGAGAGAAAAGAUAACAGAAUGUAGGAGCUUUUUUAUUUUUAAAUCAUAUGUGUGGCUUCAUCGUCUCUGCCAUCAUUAUCGUUGUUGUUGUCGUUGUCGUCGUCGUCGUCGUCGGUGUGGCGCUCUCUCGGUAUCGCUCUUGUCUCUUUCUUUUUGCGCAGAAUGUAGUAUACGUGCGCGGGUGCGACUAACGGCUGUAGAUUUCAAAACACAUGUACAUACAUAUUUACACUAAACUUUAAAAUCUACAAUAGAUCAAUGUAUGAGUGUAUGUAAAUGCUUACAUCAAUGAUUUAAAGUGCGAUACUCGUUGAACAAUAAUACAUGUGGUUAUUUCGUACAUACAUUACACUUGCACUAAAGUCAAAUUGGGACUUGCAAUGACAAAUACAGCGGCAUCAAUAUUACAAAUAUUUAAAGCAUGGAAUGCUUAGUCUUGUGCUUAUAAAAGCGGCAACGUAAUUUACAUGAUUUACUUGUUGUUUGUGUAUACAUGCAUAUUAUGCAUGCAUUGUGUUUGUGUGUGUGUUAAUUUCCAUUUGUUGUGCUUUUAAUACUCUAAUAGAAUUAAACAAGCUCUGGUUGCAAUAAAAAGCAACAAAGAUAAAUCAGCUGGUUGACUGUGAUUGUAUUAAAGAUUUUUAUACACACAGACGGGCAGACUUUACAUACAUUUGUACUAUGGAUGAAAAAUCCAUGCAUUAACGUAUCUUAACUGCUCUUGAUUGGUUAAAACGCGGUAACAUGGGUCAAACAACGAGUCAUCGGCAAACCCAUUCUAGCAGCUUUUCAAAUAAUAAUCACAAUAAUAACAAUAAAAAUGAGGUCGCUACUACAAAUUUUGCGAAUCGACGUGCGUCUGCGCGCAAAUCUACUACAUCGAAACAUUACUCAACACUACUAAACCAGCAGCAGCAUCAAGAACCAACGAAAUUAAAAAAAGAUGAGCUCUCUAUAUUACGUGACUCCUUUCUGCGUAAUGGCAGCAUUAUGCGUAAAAAUAUGGUCGAUCCACAACGACGACCGAUUACCAUGAAUGAGCUGAAGUCGCAAGAAAAGACAAACGUACUCUUGUCAGCAGAGGACUCCAAUUCUGUGGCUGGCGGUGAAUCCGGCAGCACUAGUAAUUUAAUGAGCUUUCAGUUGCCUAUUGAUCGUACAACCAAAAGCGAAGAUGUAGCUGUGGAAUCGACCGUUGAGAACAAGAAUGAAUUUUAUAUUGUGGGUGAUGGCUAUCAUAAAACGGAUUAUUGUCAUUAUCGUAGUCCCAAUGGAAAUUACCAUAAGCUUCCCACGGAUUCAUUUCACAAAAUGUCCGAAGGCUGUUUUGUACGUCUGCCGGAUGGGUCGUUUCAGCGUCUCGAGUUACCUUCUAAAGCACAGCAAUUGUCACGUCGUUCCUCGAAAGUUGAUGAGAUUGGUGGCACGGAUAGUAGCGACCAUGCAACUGGUGCGAAUAAUAUGAAACGACAGCUAAUGAAGUUUUUGAAAAGAUCCAAAAGCCAUACACCUGCCACUCUUGCCAAACUGCAAAAAGAGAAAGAGGAGGCACGCCUCGAAAGAAAACAACGUUUAUCAAAUGUGAUGCAUCAUAAAACGCCAGACCUCAAAACGUCACAAACAACGGGUGGCAAGCCAAGCACGCAUAGCAACAAAAUCGUUGUUACUAUGAUAGAAAAUGGUGGCUUACCGAUUGUAGCCACCAGCAAAGCCGAGCGGCCCAGGCAUAAGGAUAUAAGUGCCACCAUCAAUUCUGAGAAGGCGCGUACUUCAAGGGGCUCACCAAAUUUGCAAAUGCGUGGGAGUGCUCCCAUGCGAUGGCGGGCAACUGAGGAGCAUAUAGGCAAGUAUAAGCUGAUCAAGACCAUUGGUAAGGGAAAUUUUGCCAAAGUAAAGCUGGCUAAGCAUCUGCCCACUGGCAAGGAGGUGGCUAUUAAGAUUAUUGACAAAACACAGCUGAAUCCUGGGUCACUACAAAAGCUCUUUAGAGAAGUUAGAAUUAUGAAAAUGCUGGAUCACCCGAAUAUAGUGAAGCUCUUUCAAGUGAUCGAGACGGAGAAGACGCUGUAUCUCAUUAUGGAAUAUGCAUCAGGUGGUGAAGUUUUUGAUUAUCUGGUGCUCCAUGGUCGCAUGAAGGAGAAGGAGGCGCGUGUUAAAUUUCGUCAAAUUGUUUCGGCUGUGCAAUAUUGUCAUCAAAAGAGAAUUAUUCACAGGGACUUAAAAGCUGAAAACUUAUUAUUAGACAGCGAGUUAAAUAUUAAGAUAGCUGAUUUUGGGUUUUCAAACGAGUUUACGCCUGGCUCUAAGCUGGACACAUUUUGCGGCAGCCCACCGUAUGCUGCACCUGAGCUAUUCCAGGGGAAGAAAUAUGAUGGACCGGAAGUGGACGUUUGGUCGCUCGGCGUUAUACUAUAUACGCUAGUGAGCGGUUCCCUGCCUUUUGAUGGUUCCACAUUGCGUGAACUGCGCGAACGUGUACUCAGAGGCAAAUAUAGAAUUCCAUUCUAUAUGUCAACUGAUUGUGAAAAUUUGCUGCGCAAGUUUCUAGUACUAAAUCCCGCUAAGCGCGCUAGUCUUGAAACAAUUAUGAGCGAUAAAUGGAUGAAUAUGGGGUUUGAGGAAGACGAGCUUAAGCCAUAUAUUGAACCAAAACAAGAUUUAGCUGAUCCCAAGCGGAUAGGUAAGACGGAGGCACUAGUCGCCAUGGGAUAUAAUCGACAAGAGAUUGAGGUGUCGCUAACACAGGUGCGAUACGAUGAUGUCUUUGCCACAUAUUUGUUACUCGGCCGGAAGAGCUCUGACCCUGAGAGCGAUGGAUCACGCUCGGGCUCCUCGCUUUCAUUGCGUAACAUAUCUGGCAACGAAGCUGGAGCAAAUCCUGGCAGUACGGCCGUACAGAGCCCCACUCACCGUGGCGUGCAUAGAAGUAUAUCGGCGUCGAGUACUAAGCCUAGUCGUCGAGCCUCGUCUGGUGCGGAAACGUUACGUACAGGACCCACAAAUGUAGCCAAUCCUACCGCUGCGGCAGCGGCGACCGGUAUUGGUGCCGGUAAUCCAAGCAAUAAUUAUAAUGCUGUUGUCACAGCUGCCGACCGUUCAUCAGUUGGCAGUAACUUCAAGCGCCAAAAUACCAUCGACGCGGCCACAAUUAAGGAAAAUACGGCACGACUUGCAGCACAGAAUCAGAGACCGGCAUCGGCCACCCAAAAGAUGCUCACCACAACAGAUACAUCUCUGAAUAGUCCAGCGAAACCGCGCACAACCGCUAAAUACGAUCCCACUAAUGGAAAUCGGACAGUGAGUGGAACCAGCGGCAUUAUACCACGCCGUUCUACCACACUGUAUGAAAAGACUUCAUCGACGGAGAAAACCAAUGUUAUUCCUGCAGAGACAAACAGUGGAUCUGCAGCUACCGCUGGAAAGGGUCACACUAAAAGCGCGUCUGUCUCAAGUCCUAGACCCUCUACAGACGACUGCGUAUCAGUAUCAAAUGACCUUCUUGGAUCGAGAAUGGCAUCGGCUGUUAAAUCAAGCAGACACUUUCCAAGGAAUGUUCCGUCACGUUCAACCUUUCACUCUGGUCAAACCAGAGCACGGAACAAUACAGCGUUAGAAUACUCGGGAGCAAGUGGAGCUUCUGGAGAUUCACCGCAUCCGGGUCGCAUGAGCUUUUUUUCAAAACUUUCCUCACGUUUUAGCAAACGUACGAACACUACGGAAGAAGCAGCUAAGCCGCGAGUUUUACGUUUCACCUGGUCCAUGAAGACAACAUCCCCGUUAAUGCCCGAUCAGAUAAUGCAAAAGAUACGUGAAGUGCUUGAUCAAAAUAAUUGUGACUAUGAGCAGCGCGAACGAUUUGUGUUGUGGUGUGUACAUGGAGAUCCCAAUACAGAUUCAUUAGUACAGUGGGAAAUUGAGGUUUGUAAGCUACCCCGACUCUCUUUAAAUGGCGUACGCUUCAAACGUAUUUCUGGCACUAGCAUUGGAUUCAAGAACAUUGCGUCUCGCAUUGCUUUUGAUCUACGCCUGUGACUCAACAAAACAAUGAACGAGGCCAUUUCAGCCACCGCCAAUGACACAACCACCUUUACUGCCAACCCGCAUAUGACCAGAGGCAGCUGCAAGUUAUCCCGACAGAGUCAUCAGAGAUCGUUGCGACCUAGAAAAAAAGUUACGAAAAGUGAUAGACAACAAAAGCGCGU
Messenger RNA from Drosophila busckii, 4399 nucleotides. RefSeq names its product MAP/microtubule affinity-regulating kinase 3 (gene par-1). The record is from RefSeq and is a predicted model, not a curated record. The transcript is spliced from 16 exons. Gene Ontology annotation, molecular function: protein serine/threonine kinase activity; ATP binding; tau-protein kinase activity. Lineage: Eukaryota; Metazoa; Arthropoda; Insecta; Diptera; Drosophilidae. Gene Ontology annotation, cellular component: cytoplasm. Gene Ontology annotation, biological process: microtubule cytoskeleton organization; intracellular signal transduction; protein phosphorylation. The coding region runs from base 942 to 4229 and encodes 1095 amino acids.